AUGGCUUCAGUAGCUCGGUUAUUGACUCGCCCGGCCAGUCAUAUGGCCCGGAGGGGCCUCAUGGCUCCCUCUGCUCGGUAUUUCUCCGCCUCGCCGCUCAAUCGCGUCCAGGAUGACCCCGUGAUUCCUCCUCCGCCGAAGGAACUCCAAGCGGAUGAUUACCCCCCAAUGCCUGAGUACUCAGUCGAUCUCUUGACCAAGGAGCAGCGAUCGAUGUACGAUAUGAUGUCUCCCGAGGACCGCGCGGCAUUCGACGAAGAGAACACCCGCAUGGUUGCCGAAUUCAACAAUCCCCAGAAGCGCGCCGCGGCCUUCGAGGAAAUCGACCAGGCCAUUCUACAAAUUGAUAAAGAGGAGGAUCUCCGAUUCGAAGACAUUCGCCCCCGUCGGCCUGGUUUCUGGGCCGAGGACGAGCCUGACGAGUUGGUCAACACACUCGAGGACGGAGACGAGGAAAUCAAUGAUGACGAAAUCACCUCCAUGGCACACGCAGAGAUGGAAUUGCACCGUGAAAUGAGAGAAUAUGCCCGCAUUACAGCAUGGGACAUGCCAAUGCUGAGCACUCGCCAAACCAUUCACCCUGCCCCCCAAACCCAUAUCCUCCGCUUCCGCUACACUACCUACAUGGGCGAACAGCACCCAGCCGAGCCCAAGGUCGUAGUGGAGCUUGCAUCCCAAGAUCUGACCCCCAAGUAUCUCACCGAAGCCCAGCGCCAAACAUUCCUCAAGCUGGCCGGUACGCGCUACAACCCGCAGACCGAUAUCAUCCGCAUCUCGAGCGAGAAGUUCGGCUCGCGUGCCCAGAACAAGCGCUACCUUGCAGAUGUCGUUAACUCGAUGAUCAAGGAGGCCAAGGAAGGUGACUCCUUCGCCGAUAUCCCGCUCGACCUCCGCCACCACAAGUACAAGACCAGACUCCAAUUCCCCGAAUCCUGGAACAUGACCGAAGCCCGUCGGAGUCAGCUGGCCGCGCGGCGCAAGGAGCGUCUAGCUGCCGAGGAGACGCGAGCUGCCCUUGUGGACGGUAAUUCGGUUGUCUCCGAAGCUAUCAAGACUCUACCUUCGCUUAACCCUGCUCUCCAGGCCAAGGCUACUGACGAGCGGGAGCGUGUUGCUGUCAAGAUUGGCGCGCGGAAAAAGGUGGCUCGUCGAUGA
This is a messenger RNA of Penicillium crustosum, 1155 nucleotides long. Its product is annotated as mitochondrial 37S ribosomal protein mS35. The record is from RefSeq and is a predicted model, not a curated record. The transcript has 2 exons. NCBI's taxonomy places the organism in Eukaryota, Fungi, Ascomycota, Eurotiomycetes, Eurotiales, Aspergillaceae. Gene Ontology annotation, cellular component: mitochondrial small ribosomal subunit. Gene Ontology annotation, molecular function: structural constituent of ribosome. Bases 1 to 1155 code for a protein of 384 amino acids. Gene Ontology annotation, biological process: mitochondrial translation.